This is a messenger RNA of Xenopus laevis (African clawed frog), 2700 nucleotides long. It is a transcript of the gene ptpn9l.L, whose product is annotated as protein tyrosine phosphatase non-receptor type 9-like L homeolog. Gene Ontology annotation, cellular component: cytoplasm. NCBI's taxonomy places the organism in Eukaryota, Metazoa, Chordata, Amphibia, Anura, Pipidae. Gene Ontology annotation, molecular function: protein tyrosine/serine/threonine phosphatase activity; hydrolase activity; protein tyrosine phosphatase activity. The record is from RefSeq and is marked provisional.
GGAUGCGUUGCGGCCGACGUGACGUUGGUUUGGAAGGGCCGGAGAGGCGCAGGGAGUCGGUGUGAAAGCACAGCCCAGAGGGGAACAGGAGGCGCCCGGAUGUACCGGAGAAUCUGGGCCCCCAGAAAAAGAUGGCGGAGAACCAGCUAACGGCCCAAGAGGAACGGGCUAUUGAUGAAUUUCUGGCUGAGUUGAAGACCCGGGAACAACCACAAUUGGUUUCAGUGCCUCCUAACACUGCUCUGAAGUUCUUAAUGGCUCGGAAGUUUGAUGUUUCUAGAGCAAUUGAUUUAUUUCAAGCUUACAGAAACACAAGGCUAAAAGAAGGCAUCUAUAAUAUUAACCCUGAUGAAGAACCAUUGAGAGCAGAGCUGCUAAGUGGUAAAUUUACAGUUUUGCCUGGAAGAGAUGAAAAUGGGGCCGCAUUAGCUUUAUUCACUGCUAGACUCCAUCGACCGGAUGUUACCACGCAUAAGGCGGUUCUGCAGGCUAUUAUCUAUCAGCUAGAUAAAGCCAUUGAGAGAGUUGAAACUCAGCGGAAUGGACUUAUAUUCAUCUAUGAUAUGAUCAAUUCCUCUUACGGAAACUUUGAUUAUGAGCUGUGUGUUAAAAUACUGAACCUUUUGAAGGGUGCAUUUCCUGCACGUCUUAAGUGUGUUUUUAUUGUAUCUUCGCCACUUUGGUUCCGAGCUCCAUUUGCUGUAUUGAGAUUGUUUGUCAGAGAAAAGCUACGGGAAAGGGUGCGAACAGUAAAAGCCCAUGAGCUGGUAAACCACAUACCAAAAGAAUCCUUACCUGAGCAUUUGGGCGGGACCUCAAAAUAUAGCCAUGUGUCUUGGAUUCAAUCGUGUGUCAAUUCCAGGCAAACUCAAGAAAAUGCAGAUUGCAUGGAUCAUCUGUUCAUGAUCUAUGCAUCGGAUCAGAAUCCUGUGAGUGACAGACUUAAUUCUAACUGCACCCAGCAGAAUGUGACUGAUAAUACCAGACUUAUACAUAAUCAUUACCAUGAAAAUAGGACUAAAAAUUAUUCAGAUGUACACAGAGUAAGCAGCUGUGUUCACUGGAAUGGUUCUGCAGGUAGUGGGAACUAUGAUUGUUAUGACAAAAAUUCCAGUACAAACACCAAUUGCCGGAGGCCACCACCACAAUCAGAGACCCCUCCGGACACACCUUUAUAUAAGCAGCCUGCUGAUAAUCCCUCCAUCCCACCUUUACCCCAGAAAUCACGACCACUGCCCCCAGGCAUGGAGCUGUCUAUACAUAUGCCAGAAGAUGGAGGAAUGAUGGUACUUGGUUUGGUUCAGCAUGUCAAAAGGAUGAAAAAGAGGGGAAUAUUUCAAGAAUAUGAAGAAAUAAGAAAAGACCCACCUGUUGGUUCAUUUGAUAUUUCAAAGAAAUCCCACAAUCAAGCAAAAAAUAGGUACAGCGACGUGCUCUGUUUAGACCAGUCAAGAGUUAAGCUGGGACUUGUUGGUACAGAUGAGACAACAGAUUACAUUAAUGCCAGUUUCAUGGAUGGCUAUAAAAGAAAGAAUGCUUACAUUGCAACACAAGGUCCUUUGCCAAAAACGUUUGAUGAUUUCUGGCGAAUGGUGUGGGAACAGAAGGUGUUAAUCAUUGUAAUGACAACAAGGGUAAUAGAAAGAGGCCGAAUAAAAUGCGGACAGUAUUGGCCAUUAGAAGCAGGAAGAAGUGAAGAUACUGGGCACUUUAUAAUCAGGAACAUCCACAUAGACCUCUUCCAAGACUUUAAGCUUACACACCUGGAAGUAUACAAUAAGCAGACAGAUGAAAGUCAAAGUGUUGCCCAUUACCAAUACAUGAGCUGGCCUGACUUUGGUGUGCCUAAAUCUGCCUCUGCCAUGCUAGAUUUCCGAACCCAGGUGAAGCAACACCAGGCAGUGGCUGUUCAAGCCCUAGGGAUGGCGUGGACGGGACAUCCUGCUGGGCCACCAGUUGUUGUUCAUUGCAGUGCAGGGAUUGGCAGAACAGGUACAUUUUGCACUCUGGAUAUUUGUCUAUCCAGACUAGAAGACAUUGGAACAGUAGAUGUUCUGCAGACUGUAAAGAGAAUGAGAACUCAACGUGCUUUCAGCAUACAAACAUGGGAUCAAUAUUAUUUUUGUUAUAUGGCGAUCAUUGAAUACGCACAGAGAAAAGGCAUUAUUGCUCCUGUGGAAUGGUCAGACACUGACUUUGAGACCGAUAGUGAGUGAUAAUUCCUUCCUGUGGUACAAAGAAGUGUAUGUGGUGUAUCGGCGGCCAUCAGCUGGUCUAUUCUGAUUCAUUGGUGCUGGAAGGAUCUGCCACUCAUGCUUUUAGUGCAUUGCAGGCCCCUUCAGCACACAAGGGGUUUGAGCUAUUGAAGCACUGGAAAGUGUCAUAAUUUAUUGUAGCAUGAAUGCCAUGGAAUAACUUGCACAGCGUCUCCUAGACUUGAAAUUAAGUGAAAUGUUUCUUUUGCUGUCUGCAGAAAGAAUUUUGUACAAUGUGUCACAGACCCCUUUGUAAAGUGUUUAAUAUCUUGUAGAUUUGUUUAGUCCAUUUUUAAGAAUUUUAUGUAAAUUGUAUUGUGUUCUUUAAAGAAUGCUCGGAAGUCUAACAUUUAUUGAACCAAUGCUACCAAGUAGAAGUCCAUUUACCUGGUCACUUUGGCAUUAUUAUUGUAUAUUUUUCUGUACAGGAAAUUGUCUAUAUAUU